AUGACGCGCGCCCUCCAGACCCUCUCCGUCCUUCUCCUGGUCUCCUCCCUUUACCUGUCUCUCUUCCUUGGACUCGUGCCCCUGAACGAGACUGUUCAGACUGAAAUCAUCCCCGUGUCGCUAACCUCUGCCGUCGCAAUCCAGCUUCCCUUCUACGCCCUCAUUGUCUUUGCCUGCUAUCUCCUCGCCCGUCUGGGUAUCGCAAUCUUCACCUUCAACGACGUUCCCGAGGCGCAUGCCGAACUCCAGAAGGAGAUUGAGCUGGCCAAGGUGGAUCUGCGCAAGGGCAAGGUUGAAGUCGACUAA
This is a messenger RNA of Penicillium brevicompactum, 306 nucleotides long. Its product is annotated as dolichol-phosphate mannosyltransferase subunit 3. Gene Ontology annotation, cellular component: endoplasmic reticulum membrane; dolichol-phosphate-mannose synthase complex. The transcript has 3 exons. Gene Ontology annotation, biological process: GPI anchor biosynthetic process. Bases 1 to 306 code for a protein of 101 amino acids. The record is from RefSeq and is a predicted model, not a curated record. NCBI's taxonomy places the organism in Eukaryota, Fungi, Ascomycota, Eurotiomycetes, Eurotiales, Aspergillaceae.